Messenger RNA from Acytostelium subglobosum LB1, 1797 nucleotides. RefSeq lists its product as hypothetical. Bases 1 to 1797 code for a protein of 598 amino acids. The record is from RefSeq and is a predicted model, not a curated record. Lineage: Eukaryota; Evosea; Eumycetozoa; Acytosteliales; Acytosteliaceae. The transcript has a single exon.
AUGUGUAUCGUUAUUGCCAUUGGGGGUUCCGACACCGACAUGUACGACCGUAUCCAGGAUCAUCUCACAAAGAAGGAAGACGAGGAAAGAGUCGCAGCUUACCGUAGAGCAGACAUCAUUGCCUACCUGCCAAUAGCGAGGGUAGCCGAGGACGGCGCGAUUGCCUACACGGGAAGAAAGAAUGGAAGGGAUCGCCCAAUGUUUCGUAACCCAAGAGCCAAGGAUCUCGAGUCACAAGCACUCGUCAGAUAUGUCACAGAGAUCAAUUUGGAGAUGGGAUUCAACCCGAGAUUUGACACCGAAUCGUAUGGUCCCAACUUCUGGCCUGUUGACAUCCUAAGAUCGAUCGAGGAACAUUGGAAUCAACACCACACCAACCUGGGAGGUUUUGUCAUGGAACCAAUCAAUGGAGAUGUGGAACGAGCCAACUACACAUACACCCAAGACGCAGUUGACAUUAAGCAUAAGAUCUUGUUUGACCCCACCAUCAAGAAGAGGAAGAAGGAUGACGAUGAGAACCCCGAAUCAAAUAAGAGAACGAGGACAAAGAAGUCUUCAUCUUGCAAGCCUGACGGAGUCAACAACAACAACAACAACAAUGACAAGACCUCCUCGUCAGGUAAUGGAUCUGGUGGUGGUUCUGGAACAUCUGGACCCCCUGCUCCAGGAGCGCCUGGUGUGACUGGUACCUCUGGUGUGACUGGUACCUCUGGUGCCUCGAACCCAAUUCCUUCUGGUGGAGGAGGUGGCUCUGGUCUUACCGACUGCUACACUUUGGACAAAGAUGAUCGAAAUGGCACCCUAUUGUUCCAAGCCAAAUUUCCUUUGGAUAUUGCCAUCGCCUACCAGGAUUAUCUGUUUGAUGCGCUGGACCGUCGUGAGAAUUUCUGCCCCUUCUCAGUCGCCAACACCAGUCCUUUCGUUUCUAAGUUGGAGAUGAACGUGGAGGAGGACCCCAACAUCAAGCAAGCCUGCAACCAGGUCAAUGAAGAAUUGCGUUUCAUUGGUAGUCUGUUCCCAGCCAGUGGCAUCACGGUGAUUGAUCAGCCAACAACUCCUGUACCACCCCCUCCACCAAAACCCAACGUGUAUUUCAUUGCUUUUCCAGUGGUUUGUGGUACCUACAUCAACAAGCUAGGUGUCAAGAUCAACCAAACUGAUGUCAUCAACUCCAAGGACUACCAAUGCAAAGAGAUAAGGAUCCAAGGAUGGAGCGGUCACUUGGUGUUCGCCCCUGGCACUGACAAUGACAGAGCCUUCAACAUCGAGGAUCAGUUCACCAAACACCGUCAGUCAAUCAACAACAACUGCACCAUCGAUCCCACGACUGACCCUUGUGUGGCAGCAUGUCAACAGAUGGACUCGUUCAGGCAAGGAACUUUGGCACUCAACAGCGUUUCAGUCAAAGACGACAAUGACAUUCGUACACCUGCCUACUUCACCAACUCUAGCAUCGACGACACUGUUUUCUUCUACAUGCGUUGUGGUGAAUUCCGUUUUGAAGGAUACGGCGGAGCCCAGAGCACCAAGUCGCCCGACUUUGGUUGCUUCAGAGCCAACAUCAAGGGAAAGGAUGGUCAUCUGAUUUUCACACCCAACUUCAGACCAAUGAACGCCUACAAUCUGGAGAACGCGUACAGGACCAACCGACAAUCCUUCACCCAACAAUGUCCAAGGAACGCCAAUGGGGCCAGAGCUUGCCAGGCCGAUGCCGCUGUACUCAAAAGUCUCCUCAAUCAAAUGAGAGAUAACAAGGUGGCCAUUAUUGAAGACCGGCCAUAUUACAAGCGCAUGUAA